CUUUUACUGCACCAUUUCGUUUCCACAAGGCCUUGUCAUUGCGGUGGACCUGUUAUGAAAUCCUUUGAAACUAUUUCGUUCAUCGUCCUCUUGGGUUGUCACGGUUUUUUGGUGAGAGUGGAUGGAGCAGCAGUGGGGCUUUCACAAACAUGGAGAGAAGGGAAUUCGGAGGAGAUAGCUACCACAGAAGGCUCGAUAGAAACCACCCCGGAUGUCACAAACAUAACGGUGCCACUAUCCACCAAUAUCUACACCAUAAACCUAGCCGCAGAUUUGACCGACCCCUCGAUAUACAUCAAGGAACUGCCUCCUCCGAAAUAUCAGCCCGAGAUCAACAUUACUACAAGCAUAACGCUUCAUCACAUCGAAUCAAUCUCUGCUCAAACAUCCGAUUUCUCGGUGUACCUCAUGUUUCGACACGUGUGGCAAGACAAGAGACUGGAUUUCGAGAAAGAGAACACGUGGUACCUCGAGGACGAAUAUCUAUCAGGGAGCGAAUGGCUCUACAACCUCAUCUGGUCCCCGACUCUCUUUUUCGUGAAUGAAAAGGAUUCGAAUGUCUUCCAACUCAGCAAGAGGAACGUCUUCGUCGCCAUCUCCAAGAAUGGCACGGUCACGCUAACCUACAGGCGAGUUAUAUCCUGCUUUACGAGUGUUUUGCGUGCCAUCACAGUGAGAUUCACGAUCAAGAGGGACCCUGGACAUUACAUCCUGGAUUAUUAUGUACCCUCCAUCUUCCUGGUCGUCGUGUCAUGGGUCUCCUUCUGGUUGGAUCCCAGUGCUGCUCCUGCCCGCGUCGCUCUCGGAACGAGCACGAUGCUGACCUUCAUCACCCUGUCAAGGAAUAUAGGCGACGAACUGCCUAAACUGUCCUAUUUGAGGGCCGUGGAAAUCUGGUUCUUUGUCUGCAUCGCCUUCAUCUUUCUUACCCUCGUCGAAUUCGCUUUUGCCAACAUUAUCUCUCGCAGAGGGACAGAGGCAGUGCCGCUGAGAAAGAUGACAAGCAGGAACAUGCUGAUGUACGGGCUCAGUCCCAGGGCCACUCGUUUUCGGCCAGACCUGAGAAAGGAGCGGACCAAGUCUGAAGGAAACCUGGAUGUCCCCCGCAAUGACGUGAGUUUCAAUUCCGUCUCAUUCAUCUAUUAA
Molecule: messenger RNA, 1146 nt
Organism: Darwinula stevensoni
Lineage: Eukaryota; Metazoa; Arthropoda; Ostracoda; Podocopida; Darwinulidae
Source: the annotation of a GenBank genome assembly